Molecule: messenger RNA, 222 nt
Organism: Aphanomyces astaci
Lineage: Eukaryota; Oomycota; Saprolegniomycetes; Saprolegniales; Verrucalvaceae
Exons: 2
Coding region: 1-222 (73 amino acids)
Source: RefSeq, a predicted model, not a curated record
AUGUCCGAGUUGCGCGCGAACGGCGGUUGCUUUGUCAACUACCCUACGCUCUCUACGCCACGGAUGUCGAGUUCCAACCCUUCGAGCGUCCGGCUGGUCGAUACGGGGUACUACAGAGCCAUGGCUGACAUCCGGGUCAUUCACCAGAAGAAAACCCGCCUCGUGGAAUGCUCGACGCUGAAGACGUUGUGCGAAACCGCCGGGUGUCAUCGGACCGACUGA